This is a messenger RNA of Sparassis crispa, 2013 nucleotides long. RefSeq lists its product as hypothetical. The record is from RefSeq and is a predicted model, not a curated record. Lineage: Eukaryota; Fungi; Basidiomycota; Agaricomycetes; Polyporales; Sparassidaceae. The transcript is spliced from 6 exons. Bases 1 to 2013 code for a protein of 670 amino acids.
AUGAAUUCGUUCUAUGACUAUGCCUCCGAUUCUUGCUCGUCACGACAGUAUGUGCACCGAGCAUAUGAAUACUGGGAUGACAAAUUCUCUGUCGAGUUUCCAUCCGCUGUACCAUUUGAUGGCACAGCAGAAAUAAUGUACAAUAUUUCUCCCGACGCUUUCACCUCUCUUCCACAUAUCAAGAUCCCACACGGGCACAACCAUGGCGUGCUUUGUCAGGAGACAUUGUCGCCGGUUGAUCGCUGUGCCACCAGCUCCAGCCUCAGUUCCACAUCGUAUUGCGAUUCGUUUCCACCGUACGCGCAAGAUAUGACGCCCGAUUCUGCGCCUUUGUUGUGUACCCCUUUUGGUGACAGAGAGGAGACUCUUAUCCCCCCAUUCGAUCAGAACUUUGACGGCCCAUCAAUCCAUCCAGUUUAUGAUAGCAAUCAGGGCGAUGGCCUAAGUGUCGGAUGUGGGCAUGUCCUUGUGAAGACAUCUCCAUGCUCGUCGCUACGGGGAGCCUUGGGUGAUCCGGACGGCCAAGCGUUCGAUUCACAUCGACACAGGCCGGAUUUCGCAUGGGCCACAUCUGUCCGCUCCGCUGCCGCUGGUCAUGCCACGGUACCAUCAUGGGAUUAUCCGAGCAAACGCCCCCAGCCGCCACAAUCAGACAACCUCUCCCAAGCAGUCACGUCAUCCAUGGCGUCCUAUCCCUCUGUCAUUUUACCGACACCUGACCUGGUGCAGAAUCCGACCGCACCAUGUUCUCCAUCGCUGUGUUCGGAGCGGCCACUUUUACCCCCAUCACAGAUACCCGCAGAACCCGAACUUAUCAUUCACCAACCCCGUCCUAUCCGGUACAUCCCUGUCAAGAACUUCGUGUUGGAUGCCACUGCGGCCCAACACGAACCGGAACACUGGCCUGAUACGACUACAGCGCAUUGCCAGGUUGUGCCUUUUCCAGAACAACUGCGGUUCCAGUCGGUGCACCCGGAUCUCGGGGAUGACGAUAUGGAUGUUGAUGACACCGACGAGGACGAUGAAGAGAGCGAAUACAUCGACGACGACCGGCCUCCGUUGGCGGAGGAGAUUGAAGUCGGCCCAAGUAUAGGCUUAGGUUCAGGUUCCAGGCCACUAGAUCCGAGCUCCUUGCUACUGCAGCCUAUAUCGGAAGCGUAUCCUCGUCUUAGCACCGGGCUGCCCUUCCUCCCGACCACUUCACAUGUUUCGCCUUCCUGCUUGCUUUUUCUCAGCCCCUUUGCUGCUGCUGCCAUGAUCUCUGUGUUGGCCAGGACCGUCCGGGCCCUGAAUGGCUCCUCUCAAGCGGACGAUUGCUCGAAUUCGCAGGAGGAAGACUUUCUCUAUGUCAAUCUGGAAGUGCGCGACAUGCUCAGCCCAUUACCCGAAUUUCCGUGGGCCAGGGUAACAGAUAUGUGUGUAAAUACGGUCACACCUGUGUACCGGGUGAUUCGCAGCACGCUGCACGACGAUAUGGAACAAUUGGCAUUCAUUCUCGCUGAACGAAACCCGCCUCGAAUUGAAGACGCCGACGCCCAGGUUCUUUCAGAAGCGCUACCUUCAAGGACUGCGGAUGAAAUAGCCAGAGCAACCCGCCCGGAGAGACCCUUGCGCAAGAAGCGAAGAUCAUCUGCUGUGGAUACGAGCGCGAUGACGAUUAUUCCGGGAGCCAAUCCUUCAAUUCCGACUAUAGUUAUCACACUCUGUCCCUCGCAACCACGCGAGCCUGCCUGCCUUGUGCCCUACCAAGAUGCGUCAUUUGGUAACAGACUUACCGUCCCUACGCAUCAUGCGCUCAAUCGCGUCUUCCCGCCUCUCGUGGCGAAGCCAUGUCCCUCUGUAGAACACUGGCGCUACGAGAACGGGCAUUGGUGCGCCCUACUCCCAGAUCUGGAGGAGCAGGUGAAGAGGAGGCUAUUCUCACGCCCUAUAUCGACAAGAAGGCGGAGAGCGUGGCUACACAGCCGUCCGCCGCCUGUUCUUUUGUCACUGGCAUCCGCCGUCCAAGCCUAA